This is a messenger RNA of Gallus gallus (chicken), 28403 nucleotides long. It is a transcript of the gene MYH1G, whose product is annotated as myosin, heavy chain 1G, skeletal muscle (similar to human myosin, heavy chain 1, skeletal muscle, adult). The transcript has 44 exons. The coding region runs from base 22444 to 28269 and encodes 1941 amino acids. Gene Ontology annotation, molecular function: ATP binding; cytoskeletal motor activity; actin filament binding. Gene Ontology annotation, cellular component: myosin complex. Lineage: Eukaryota; Metazoa; Chordata; Aves; Galliformes; Phasianidae. The record is from RefSeq and is a predicted model, not a curated record.
GGUGAUUUCUCCUAGGAAGCAAUGUUGACGUGUAAGGAAAUGAUUAAUGGGUUGCAAAUACAUUUUUCUUCUGAUCUGAAUGAUUUUAUGCAUAGUCAGCCUGACUGUGCUUUGUUGAGUAACGAAGCGGGAAGGAUGAAGAGGGGUCUGUGUCCAUGCAUAGGACUGUCAACCAGAUAAGAUUUAUGCAGUGCAGCAUUUGAAAAUAAAGAUUGCUUUGUGUAAUUGUUUAUUACUUUCUGAGGUUUCCAGGAAGCGCCUCCUGGUAAAGAGUGGCUGCAGCGUGUCUGGGAUUGCCUGCACGUGGGGACAGCAUUAUAGAGAGCCUGGAGCAUAUUAGCAGCUUUGCAGUGCCAAAGGGGUUUAUGCAAAAGAGGUCUCACUUGCAGAGUGACUGUGAGGCAUCUGUUCGCAUUUUCUUUAAUGUGAUCUGACUGAUAAUGGGAUAUCAUCAGAACUCUGCAUGCUGGUCAAACCUCACGUGCUGAAUUUCAUCUCUUUAGAAAGUAGUGUUGAUAUAUACAAUAUAGUAGGACAGGCCAUUGCAUAGUUCGGAUGUGCUCAUCACCAGGAAUUUUUGUGGGUUGGUUUAUAGCAGGUGUUUUGGUGUCGUAGUAGAAUUUAACUUCCUUUUCAGCUGUUGACCGUGUGGUAUUUUUCCUCUUGUUCUGGCUGCUCUGGAUGCAGUUAGCAAAGAGGAGCAGCUUCUGAAGGAAGUUUCUCAUGCUGGGUCUCAUGUCACUUAGAGCCGUGUCACAUCCAAGGCAUUAUCAGUCACAUUAGUGUCUGGGAUGAGUGGCAUUGGCAAUAAAAAUUCAGUUUUCAUAGAGUCAGUGUUGUUUUUGAAGAGUCUAAUCUCACCUUUUAUUUUUUCCCACAAUCCCAGAGGCAAUAAAUUAGUUCAGUUCUAACCUUUCCUUAUGAUGAAGAUGUUUGGCACCUUCUAGCUCUGCAUUCCUUGUCCUGGUGGUGCACACAUCAGUUUGUCUCCAAGUCCUCCUGCCUUAGGUGGGAGGCAGGAGGAGAUGGGCAACUUCUGUGUUGCUGGGAAAUCUGCCUUGAAGCUGUACUUAAUUUUGUUGCUUGUGUAUAUUAACUGUUACAUACAAAGGCUGCUCUGAAAGUAAUGCUUCCUAUUUUAUCAUAUUGGCUCACCGUGUCAGAGAUGGACAUCGGUGGGAUGGCAGUAGAGGCUGAGCCUUCCCACCAGUAUCCCGUUGUGUGUUGCUGUGUGACAGACGGCAGCAGAGGGCACUGUGGCACAACGGUGCCUGACAUGGAAAUGCAUGUGAAGCAGAGGUGUGUCAUUGAAUUCCUCCAUGCAGAACAAAUGGCACUCACUGACACGCAUCAACACUUGCUGAAUGUUUAUGGAGAUCAAAUGGUGGAUGUGAGCACAGUGAGGUGAUGGAUGCUGCAUUUCAGCAGCGGUGACAGCAACAGUAGGUGACCUCUGCUGAUGCAGAUUGUUAAGAGCAUGGCAUGCAGGCUCUUGCUCAUUGCUGGUGAAAACACAGCUAACAAUAGAGACUAUGUUAAAAAAAAAAAAAAAGCAUUCUGUAGCUGAGAAAUUGCUCUAUCAAAUAGUGUUGUUGUGCUCUUUGUAGCUGUGGUAGCUUCCAUGGAAAUAAAUAGGAGGCAUUACUUUCAUAAUGACCUACAUAUUUUCUAUGUGGCCGAAGCCAAUUCCUCUUCUCUCAGUGUGGCCCAGACCAGCCCAAAGGUUGCACACCAUGUGCUAACAGAAGCAGCAGUGAGCAGUGUUGGUGCAGGCACUGCUGGGAGGUGUGGGGCUGCUCAGCUCCUCCAGUGCUCCCCCUCUUGCUGUUAAGCCCUUGGGUCUUGGAUGAUCAGAGAGGAUAUUCAAACUGCCUCUUUUAAAGCAUGUUUGUGCUUCUCUUGGUUGCUUAAGGUAUCUCAUGGAAGAAAAACUUAAUCUCAGUACUAUAAUUUGAAUCUUUACAGACUGAAAAGGUUCAUGAUAUAUAUACUUUUUGCCGUAUCUGUCUUCUGAAAGGAAUGGAGGAGACGUUUCAAAGCUAAAAGUGCAGCAGCUUGAUUGCAGAGCUUAGAGAGAGAGGGUCUAUUUGUUUCAAACCCAGUUUUACUUAAAUUGAUCAUUCAGGAAUGGAUGGUUCCUGUCUGCAGUAUGCAGUCACCUCUAUUGGGAACACUCAUGGCAUGGGGACCUUCUCUCUGAAAGGGUGGGGGAUCUGCAUCAGGAGCAGUCACUGAAGUGCCAGAGCUGAGGGCAGUGCCAGGUGAGGUUUGUCCCUGCCAUCCCUGUGGGCAGCCUCCUGAACUGAAAUUCCAUUGUGGGUUCUCUUACCACCAUUGCUUUUUCGCAAGGGAGUGCAUGUGAUGGUUUGCAUACAGUGGAAGUUGAUGUAAAGGAAACUUUGAUACAAAAACUGUAACGAAUGAGAGCAUCUGUGGAUUGCUUGGCACUGCAAUUGUCAGUUGUUACCAGAGCCAGUAAAGAAACAUCAAACGAUUGCUUUCCAUUCCUAAAAGAUUGCUGUUUAAUGCAAAUCACUGUGAAAGGGCUGCUGCUCUCUUCUCAUACGUGUGCUGCAAAAUCUGGCUCUGUAAUGAAUGCACAGCUGACUGCCAGCUUUAAAGGGAAACAUUCCCCUCAAUCCAUCAUGGCACAUCUCAGCAAGGCUGCACCGUGCCUGUGGCAGUCAGAGACGGAGAGAAAAGGGGCACAGAACCAGCCGAGAUAGCAAGACCUGCUGCUUCAUGGCUGACCCCAGGUGGAGUACACCAUAGGAACGAUCAUGGCUGUGCAGGAUGGGAAGGAAACUGCUGGGACAGAGGGUGGCAGAUUAUAUUAGAGUUCUCCUGGCCCUCCUCCCUGCCCUGCUGGGGGCCAGGACACCGAGGAAUGGCGAGGAGCACAGAAAGCACUAACACUGGGCAGGGCAGUUUUCCUCCUGAGCCUGACUCUGCCCUUCAGACGAAGGCUUUGCUCCUGAUGCAGAGAUGAAGGUAUUGAUGGGAUAAUUUUUCCCAGCAGGAUUUUAAGAUAAAAAUGCUCUGUAACAGAUUGGGUUGUUGCCUUGCUGGUCAUAGCAUUCCUCAGCUGCAGUUUUUAAAUCUUUUUAUUCUAAUACUAUUAUAUCCUCUGUUAAAUUUCCCACUUUACUGGUGACAGAGCUUGCAGAUACUUUGUACAUGAAACUUGUAUCAGCAUCAUUGGCUGUUUCCUCUAGGAGGCUCCACCAUCUCUAUCUUCAAGAAACAACCUUAAUCUUGAAACAUCUUAACUCGUGUCUGGGUAACUUCUGUAGAAGUAGCUGCAGCCCCUCACCGAAUGUCCUGGCUGUAUUCCCUACCAGAUAUUAAGAAAGAAAGCAUAAAGCUGUAAUCCGUUGUUUCACACCCAGCGUGCAGCAACCACAGAUCCCAUCAAGUUUUGCUCUCGUGGAAAAGCAGUUCCAUACCCAUAGCCAUCUUUGUUUCUCUUCUCUGCACAUCACUUCUCGUACAACUGUGUGUAAUGGAGAUGUGAGUGAACUGACAUCCUAUGCGAUGCUUCCUUCCUUUCUCCCUUCCUCUCACAGUCAGUUAUGCUCUAUUCUGAGCACUGACCUGUUGUUAUCUUGGAGCCCAUACUCUCGGGUAUGUCCCGUGAGGGGCAGUUGGGGCACAACCUCUUAUUCUACAUGGAGACCUUCUGUGAAUCCCAACUUCUUGCAUGCUUGAACCCUUCAGGAAAGUAUUUAAGGAAGCAGAUCACAGAGUUGCUUUCAAAACCGACAUUCCUCAUUCUUGCCUUCUCAAAAGAAGCCAAGAUAGGUCCACUGCUCAGGACCUGAGCCUGGAAGCUGUAUUAAACUUUCUGAACCAGACAGCACCAGUGCUGUUUUCCCCCUGGGUUGGACUGGUUGGCUUGCAGGCCACGGGAGUAGCGAUCACCUCAUCUGCAGAUAGAAGCGAGGAGGGAAGCAGGCUGGGAAAAUGGCAGCAGGAUUUUCAAGCUCCUUCCUGGUUCCGUGUGGCCCAGCUGGCUGCUGCCACCUGUGCACAUCUGUUUUCCUGAACGUCUGCUCUGCCUGCCUGCAUAUCUGCAGGCGGGACAACGUGACACGAGCCCAGCAGAUGGAGCUGUUGCAGAGGGAGAGCUGUCGUGUGUCCGGGAACCAGGAGCAGAACGAGUGCCAGCGAAGGAUGACGAAGCCAUGCUGUUUGUGUCCUGCUUCUGUGGUGUUGGCAGGCGGGCAGCGGUUGUGCCUGUGGGCACUGCAGCCACCAGCAGCAGAGCAGCAGUUACACACAGAAAGAUCUGGUCCGGCAUGAAUUCUGGCUGUGUGGCUGUAGUGAUUCCAGGACUUACAUCCUAUAUAUCUGCCAGCACUACAGAGUUAGCAGGUGGCAGCAGUGUCUGCCCUGCGAUGGCCGUGUCUUAUUUUGUGAUGUUAAACAGGUGCAUGAUGUUAAACCUGAGCGAGAGCAGCAUUACAGGUGUUAUGAGUUCUCUGUUCCUGUCAACAUCUGUGCACAUGGAAUGGACACUGAGAACUGCAGAAUCAACGUUAAACCUUUCGUUCUGAGUUGUGGUUGAUUGCUGUCAAAUCUGAUGGUUAAUCUGCAGUGAACCCACCUGGCUGACAGAGCUGAGAAUGUGGCCAUACCGACACACCUGCAUGAAUCUGCUGUUCUCUGCGACCCUGAGGGCUACUGCUGCUCUCAGAUGAUCUGUGUAAGUUUCCCUUCAUUGCAAAAGAGAAAAAUCAGCUGCCCAGGAGAGGGACUUCCGUGACUGUUCUCUUCUGUUUUUUUCCUACAGACCUACUCGGGCCUCUUCUGUGUCACUGUCAACCCCUACAAGUGGCUGCCGGUGUACAACCCGGAGGUGGUGUUGGCCUACCGAGGCAAAAAGCGCCAGGAGGCCCCUCCACACAUCUUCUCCACCUCUGACAACGCCUAUCAGUUCAUGCUGACUGCUUCUGCCAAAUACUGCUCCUAUCUGCCAGGGGAUCACUUGCCUUGAAGCCACCUUCUGCAGUGCACUAUCUCAGUUCCUCGUUCUGUCAUCUUGCAGAUUUUCUACUCAGGCUCACAGUUACUGUACUGUGGAAUUAGGCGUGCUUCCCUUGUUUCUAGGUGGUGCAAAAUCUGCUCGACUGCUUUCCCUGUCUUCUGAAAUUGGAUUUUAUUUUUAAAUUGCUGUGCUAGGAUGGUAUGACACAAUACUGCAUUUCUGAUCUAAGCAUGAAGUUGAACACCAGAAGAGGAAACACGGCGAAAGAUGGGUGCAGUUACGUAGGACAUACUGCCUGGUUUGCAGGCAUGUGGCUUCAAGCAACUGCAGCAUUGGAGAAUUGGGUGCAGGGAAGACUGAAUGCAAAGCGUGUCAUCCAGCAGCAGUCACAGCAAGUGGAGACCUGGCCAAGAAGAAGGAAUCCUGGAUGAAAGUACGAAGCUGAAAAGCAUUGCAGGGGGACACUUAACAGCCUGUGGCUUUGGACAGUAUCAGUGACAGACAUUGGCCUCAAAAUAUGAAGUGCCCUCUAUUAGCUUCAGCCACUCUUAAAAAGCAGUAAGGGCAGGGGCUGAUUGGCUGUGAGAGACACAGCAAAUACAAACCACCAGAGCUGCCAGCAUCGCUGCCCAGCAGCCUCUCCUCAAAUACAGAUAGAUCUGGGGGAUAUUGUCUGAGCAGAGGCUCCAAUUUCUCAAUGUGAGCUGAGAACAAUGAGCAUGAGUGAAAACAGGAAUAAAAGGAAUUAUUUACCAUUUAGAUGAAGUGCUGAUUCUUGGUGCUGUAAUGGAGAAGCUGGCACAGCAUCAGGGUGCACCUGAGGAUCGAAUCAUCAGUGUCAGCUCACUGCUGGAGGCUGCUGGGGAUACCAAGGUGUGAGGAAUGACAGCUCUUCACACACUUCAGAAGUUGUGCUCCAUAGGGUUUGUCUCUGCCCUCCUGCAUUUUGCGUCCUAUUUGCCCAUUUGUUGCUUGCAUCGUGGAGCCAGUGGGUGGGAGAAGUGCCCUUAUUGACAAAAGCAUGGUUGUUUUUCAGAUACUGAUAUGUUUACAGCUGUUUCAUGCUCAUGCUGCCGCCUGUUCCUCAAGAUUCCCUGUCUCCAGUUUUUAAGUUUCACCCCCACACCACUACUCAUUUCGUUACAAACCAUUCCCUUUAUCCCAGGGAGUGUUUAUACAUCAUAUUAUAUCGUAUUACAUCAUAUUAUAUCGUAUUAUAACAUCAUCAGUGUUUAUAAGCACCUGAGGGGAAGGUGCAAAAGAACAGAGCGCAGUGGUGCCAGUGAUAGGACAAGAGGCACCGGGCUUAAACUGAAACACAGAUGGCUGUGUCUGACCAUCAGAGAGCACUGCUGUGCUGCAUGGGAGGCUGAACACUGGCUCAGCUACCAGGAAGAAAUUAACUUCAUCCCGGAUAAAACCAGAACGCUCCAUUCUGCCUUCCCUUCUUCCACGUGAUUCUGAACUCUCAUCCCAUUGGCAAGUUUAUCUCAGUUGUCUUCCCCUUCUGCAUAUCAGUUCUUCCUCAAGUUUUCCUCAUUUAAACGCGAAGGUAAAAGAGCCUGAUGUCUGUUUGCUUUAACCAUGUAUGCAAUAUAGUUAAUAUAUACAAGCAACAAAACUUAUUUUUUAAAUAUUUUGUAUUAAAACAUAAAAAAGAGACAGCACCAAAAGCACUGAUAUGAAAGGGCAGGUAAUUCUCUGAAGAUGAAGCAGCUAUCAAAUCAUAAGUCUAACGGUGUCUCCUCUGAUCACGGUGUUCACCUGCACAAAGUUACAUGCCGAUGCUUUAGGGAUGUGGUCAAAAACAAAGCAGGCAGUGGAGCGCCUGAGCUGCAGGACAGGUGGGCCUGAGGCCUGCCCCCGUGUCCCCAGCGAAUUCUCAGCUCCCUCCUGGCCCUCAUCUCCUGGGCUCUCAGGUCCCACCACAUCGCCCAACUGCUUCACAAGAAUCAUCCCCUGAAGCAGUGACAGGCUGUGGCAGUUGUGCACAGAGCUCUGGAGGUUGCCUGUGCCAGGAGGAGGAUCACUGUCAUUUGUCUCCCUUCAUCCUCAGUGCCCAAGGCUCAAAAUAACCCCUCUUGCAAGGCUCCUGCGUGGGGCCGGGCCUGCUGCUGUAGAUGAUACGCCUCCACGAAUAGCACUCGAAGACAUUCCUCAGCGGGUAGCUUGCCUUCUAUAUCUCACUGCAACGUGUUGCCGUGCAGGAGCUGGACAACUGCGCUGUGUCCUAAGAUGGCAGGUGCUAUUCUUAUCCCUGAAAGUCUUGCUCCGUCCGGCACAGCUCCUUUCUCAGCUGCAAUGUUAACAGUCAGAAGCAGGCCGGAGAGGCCCCUCUGCAGCCGGUGGAAUGGCAGUGUGUGAGCGCAGUGCCUGGGUGCUUGCCCUGCUCUGCUGGGAUGUGCUGUGCCACCAGGAGCAUGGCAGCUGCACAGGAACUGUCGGUGUUCAGCUGGGAAUCAGCUUGGAACAGGUGAAGACAUCACUUCUCUUGACAUCGACAAUGAGAAGCAAAGUCUGUGCAUGUGAAAGCUCACUUUUUGCUGCUCAGAAUGAGAACCCAAAUCCGUGAAUGCCUUCCCGUGGUGAGGAAGGCAGCAGUACUUGUUCCAAGCUUCCUGCAGGGCUGGCAACACUGCAGAGAGCCAUGUCCCUCUCAGCCUGGUGGAGUAAGAGCAGCUCAUGCUGACAUCAAACACUGAAUGGGGGUCCCAGUGCAUGACAUGUGAUGUGAGUCACAAAAUGCACCGUAAUGUGGCUCUUGUUGCUGAAAAAAAUAAUAAGCUGGAAAACAAGAGAGAGGAAGUAUGAGUAACCACAGUGCUGAAGGGGGUUUGAAAUUGUGCUUGGCAGAGCAGGGAGGAGACAGGGAGGGGGAGAACAAGAUGUGUGUGUGAAGGAAGCGGCAGGAGUGAGAAGAUGGUAGAGGAUGGUGGGAGUGGGAGAAAUGACAACUCUGCGUCAGGUUGAGUUAAGAAAGGUCAGAGGAAACAGGAGGAUAAAUUAUUGGUAAAUAAUAAAAUGGCAAUCUACACAUGACCAUCUAACCCAUGGCUGUCCAACCUUUUGGCUUGCCUGGGCCACGUGGAGUGAAGAGGAAGCCCAGCUUGUGGCUACCACCUUUGCAUGUGGGUUUUUUGGCUGUUGAAGGAUAUGACGAGAGGAAAACAACAAACACAGCAGAGGAGGAGAAAGGAGCAGAGGCUGAGCAACUUUGAGGGAUGCCAGGAAGGAGAGGUUAGGUAUGUAAUGGGCAAAGGACCGAAGCAGUGAUCUGAGCCAGGGAGGACGUCUGCAGGAGGAGCAGAGGCAUGGAAAAAAAAAAAGACAGACACUGCUAUAAAGCCUGCUGUAUGAUCAGGACCAAAGUGGGACAUUGAUGUGAGAGAAAUGGAAGAUGAGUUGCUUACUGCUUUAUGGAGAAUGAGGGUCAUUUUGCAUUCUCACUCUAUUUGUGGAGUCAGAAUGCCUGUCAUCUGAUCAGAGCCUGUGCAAAGGUCUUGAGAAAAAUACCAGUUCAUAGUGGCCAUAAAAAAGGACCUCUGAGAGAAAGUUUAAAAUAGAUGCAACUGAUGGGUUUAUAUAGAGCUGCUGUCCUGUGUGGACUGUAUGAACUUCAGGAAACCUCCUGAGCCCAACAGUAGCAAUUCAGUUCUAGCAGAACAAGUGGGUUGAAAACAUUUCCCUUCAGACACGCUGUCAGUAAAGCCACAUUCAGCAGUUCACAGUAAGGAGCCCCUGGAGAGAAGGAAAUCACACAGAACCCAAGUUUUGCUGUUAGGGCUUCAGAGCAGUGCUCUUACAGCUCCAGCAGAGUAGGCACCACCAUCUCCACAUGCCAGCAGCUCCAUGAGGUCAGCACAGUGCUGCUUGGAGAAAUACAAUUCAGUGUACACGGAGUGUUUGGAACUGAAGCACUAAGGGGCAAAAUGCAGGCUUAGCAAAUACAUGAGGCAGAGAGCAGUGCAGGGUCAUGGGAUGGCUCUGCUCUGAGAUUCUACAACUGGGAAGGCAUUGGCCAAUUGUAGCAGCAGGCGCUUUGAGGAAUCUGAGGGACUAACUUGCAAGGAAGGCAACAUAAGCCUGUAUUGCUUGACAAAGCAGUAAUUGACUGAAUUUGGCACUGCACCUUGAGAUGCUCUGGGCAGCCUGGUCUAGUGGUCGGUGAUCCUGCCCAUGGCAAGGGGGUUGAAACUAGAUGAUCUUUGAGGCCCAUUUUCAACCCAGGCCAUUCUAUGACUCUAUGAUUCCAUGCAGCAGAUUUGGGAUACCUUUUCUCAGGCCAUUGUCCUCUUUGAGAUGUUAAGCAACUUUCUCUCUUCCUUUGGACUCAGUGUUCACUUCUCCUUUUGCAUAAAUUCAGAUCUUCUCGCGUACUUUGUGACAAGAGACUUGGAGAGAAACAUCUGUCCCUAAAAGACUUAAAGUGAGGUGAGCAGGUAAUUUCCACAGAACAGAGAAUGUAAGCACUGCCAGACUGCCCCAGCUGCUCAUCUCCACGUGGGGCACCCUGGCUGCUGGCUGUCCAGUGGCACAUCACCAUCACUGUCUCCUGAUGGAGCUGGUUUGCUUUGCGCAGCUAAGUUGCAGUUCAGAGGGAGCAGAGGCGUAUAUGGUUCCCUCUGUCUGUCAGGUGGAUAUAGAGAGCAGUUAAGAAAACGUUCAGGUUGACCACCACGGAUAAAAUGAGCCUGUUGACAAAUUUCCUGAGGAUGCAAAAGGAACUUUUCCGCAACACAGGAAGUUAGUUUAGAAAAUAUUCUGCUAAGUAGGUAACUGCACUGCUGUGAUCACAGCACUCAGCAGAUAUUAUGGUGUCCUAACCUUGAAAAGUCUAACAUUUAAAGAGAACAGGAUUAUACAAAUUCCAGUACCAGUAUAUUUCCACUUACAGCACUGAAACCUGCCCAGAAGUGGGAUUUGUGCAUCUGUCUAAGAUGAGUGUCAGCAAAGGAAGAUAUCACUUCAUUGCUCUCUUUUUUAGGAUGCAGUUGUUGCUAGUUCUAAUAUUAUGCACCUAAUCCUGAUUUCCCUUCCCUCCCCUCCCCUCCCCCUUUUGCCACUUGCGCUCUUUCUUCUCUGUCUUACCCGGAGGCCUCAUAGCCUGCCCACCCCACUCCCCUGCUCUGUAACUGGAGCCCCUCAGCUGCUUUGGUGGGUGACAGAAAGGGCAUCCUGAAUGUCACCUCCUUGGCAGUGGCUGCUGCCCAGAUCUCUUCCGCUGAUGUUUGCAUGAGGAGCCUGAGUCAUGGUGCACCUCUGAUAGCCCAGAGCUGGUCAUCCCCAAAUAAGAGGUGGCCUCUUUACCUGUAUCUCUGCAGCUUUGCUUGCUGCUCUGUGCCAACUGAAUCUCAUGCACUGUCGUGUUGCUGAAAGCCACCUACCACACCAUCCCUGUAAGGCAGGCCGUGCAGUCACCAGCCAAAAAAACCCUUUGUGUGGCUGCAACCAAAUGUCAGCUUCUCUGCCCAUUCAGUGCCUCUGAGCUGUACAUAGGCCAAACCCUACAGAAAUCCAGUCUCUGAAAGGAGAAUCAGGGUUAAGAGGUAAGAAGGCUACCAGAGAGCAAGUAAUUGUCUCCAAAUGUCAAGUCAGUGCUUGAUAGUGGCCACAAAAGGCAAUCAGUAUUAGGAAUGAUCAGGAUCAACUGAGAACAAAACAGAAAUCACUGUGCCAGGUUCACAAACCACGUGCUCUCCAAGGCUUUGGCCUGCACAAGUGGAAAGGUUAUGUAGAAAGAUGUCAACACUGAUGCAAACACUGGAGAGACAGUGACUACGAUUCUUCACUUUGGAAAAGGAAUGACCAGGUGGGAAGAUGAUAUGCUUUCAUAAAGUUAUAAAUACUUUGGAAAAUGUGAAAUUACAUUUGCACCAGUCAUCUUAUAUACCCUCCUUACAGAGUACCUGCCAGACCUUUGUUCUAAGGUGAUAUGGCUGGCUGUAUGUUCUCAAAUUUAUGAGGCUGCCUCUACAAGUGCUGUCUUUCUGCCCCAGUUUUCCCACAGUUGAGUAACCCUCACAGUAGUACUCACUGUGGGAAAUGGGCACACAGCUGCUGUUCCACAUCCUCUCAAAUGGGCUGAAGCUAAGUUCUGUACAGCAGCCAUCUAUCCUACCAGCUGCAAGCCUGGAAAGCCAAUAGUCUGCCCACAUUCCUCUGCUCCAGCUCAGCCACUUUGACCUCCUCUGCAGGAGCAGGCUGAUCCUAAUACCUGGCAUCUAAACUGGUAAAAAAUACUUACUCAGGUACUGUCACUCAGGUAGCAGGUAGCAAUGCAAGGGAGAUGACAGCUUGAGGCACCAUCAGAUUGCCUUUAAUUAGGAAGCAUCAUAGUGCUGUAGAUCCUAACUAAGGAAGUCUUGUCGAACAACCUAAAUGAAAGUGAAGCUGGUGUUCUGAAUGAACUUGCUGUGCAAUCAGUGUCUUUCAUGUUGACUAGGCAGGGUGUUCUUCCUCUUGAAAUUCUGAGGGAAUACAUGCUAAUUCCUCUGAAAAUAAGUCUCAGAUUCAGCAGAUGCACGUGGCACAAUGGAGGACACAUUUCUUGGCAUUUGUACUGUUUGUGCCUGUUAAGAGAUUUGCUACUGAACUCUGUGGGGGUGGGCAGGAGGGGGGCAAAGAAACAGUCGCAGCUGUGUCUUGGUGGUAUUGCUGCCUUUCCCAACAUAAAAAUAUCACUGAUGUCACAUAUAAAACCUCUUUCCAGUUUCUUCCAAGAAGAGCAGACAGGAGAUGGGGGGUAGGGGAGGGGGGUUGUAGUUCUACUGCUUUGCUCCUGCAGCCAAAGAGGGAAGAGAAUCCUUCUCUCAGUAAAACAUCAGUGGUUGAGAAAUCCCUCUAGUUUGUUCUUUCUUUUACUGCCAUGAACUAAAAGAAGGUAUGAGACUGUGUUUCCAUAAAAUCCAUUGCAAGCCCCUGAGAGGCCGAUAAAGCAGGCUGCUUUGAUCCCCUUGCCUCUUAGCUCGACUGCCUUAAUAUCAGAUUAUCUCAUUCAACUGCACAGCUCACAUUACAGGUGGGCAUGUAGAACAGCAGGGGACUCGGUGAGUUUCUGUAUUUUGCUCUGAAGCGGUCCAGUGGUGAAUAAGAACAUAGGAGGGAACUCCAAAUCCCCAAACCACUCUUGCUUUUGGAGAGGAUGAUAUUUGCAGAAAUACGCAAACAUACAUAAUGAAAUUUUGCUUCUUUUGUGUCUGCUUUCCCUAGAGUGGGACUGGGCAGUACCUCACUAUUGUAACAGUUUCCUAGUAUUGCCUAAUCCAAAUUUGCAAUUUUUGUUCAAGUAUAAGAUGGAGUUUUUAAGAGAAGUUGUCUUGGAAAGGUACCUUGUUUCAUACUCCCAUGUCGUCUGAAAUUCACAGUGGGAAUUUGGAUCUGCUGCCUUGCACAGAACCAUGCUGGAGUCAUGGGUAUCUGGAUCAGACAAAUCUGGGGUUAUUCUCCUGUAGCAUCAGCCAUUCGAAUUAUAAUAGGUUUGCAAUUUCCCCUCCAUGGUCAAUGGAGAGGAAAGGACUCCUCCAUAGGAAGCCAGGCUAAGGAAAGUUUCUUAAUUACGGAGAUAUUCGUUCUUCCCUUUUUACUAUGAAGGGGGCCCAGGAAACUCAGAGCACACACAUCACUUUCAUGUGGUUGUGGGUAGGACUCCUACCACCCAUGUGCACACAUUUACCUUGCUCUAUGAGCCCAACUUUAACCCAAUUUAGUGCUAAUGAAUCACAGUGCAUUUGGGAAAAUGUGCUUUAAACUAAAUUACUGAUGAUAAUACUUCACAGUUAUCACUAUUAUUGCUUAUUUUGCAAACAAAGAGUGGACAAAGUAGCAGAAAUGGUCUGCUACUCUGAGUAAGCAGGGCUUUCAGGAAAAAGAAUACAUAUUGUUAUCUUCAGGGGCUCUAACAGAAUUCAUUAACCAUGGCAAACUAUUUCUUCCCUUUGUGAUUCUUCAGCAUGGAGGCUUGCUAAAAUCAGACUGAGCUGGACACUCAGAAUCUUGUAAUUCUUGUGUUGCCCCACGUGUACCCUCCUGCUAUUCUCUCAUGAUACCUUCAUUUACCUUUGCUCCUUCUUUCACUAACUGCCUGACCCAGCUUAUCUACGUGUGUCCCUAAGGGCUGCUGAGGCACCCAUCCUCUGCAGGGGAGGUGUUUUCUGGGAGGGAAGCCUCAGCUGUACCUCACAAAAUGCAUGCUCUCAGCCAAUCUGAAGCUUUAGGACUAUGCACGGUCAGCCUGUCACAGUGCAGAAGGCAGCUGCCAUCCAGAAGGAACUUGGUUCUAAUCCUUGGUUCUACAAAUUCUGUUGCCUCUAGUGAUGCCUGCAGUCAUGUCAAGAUUCCUGAGAGAAAAAGGCCAUGAUGUGCUUGUAAAGACAGUCCAAGCCACAAAAAUAGGACAAUGCCCUUCCACAAACUGCUAGCAGCCAGGCCCUCCCAGAUUCUGCAUGAAUGCCUCCUUUAUCUUCCCCAGCAGCUCUUGGCUUUUUUUCCUUCAAAGCCCUCUUCCCUUAUCAGAUAACAUCCAGGCUGGAUGGGGCUGCGAGCAACCUGGGCUAGUGGGAGGUGUCCCUGCCUGUAGCAGGGGGUUGGAACUAGAUGAUCUUAGAAGUCCCUUCCAACCCGAGCCAUUCUAUGAUUCCAUGAUCUCCAGGUACACUUUUUUUGCUUCUUUCCACAUUCUCAUCUCUUACACUGCCACCUUCCACUCAUCAUUCUCUCUCAUUUUCCCCUCCUUCCUUUGACCUCAACCUGUCCCUGGUGGGAUUUCCUUCACAUGGCACUCACAGAGCUGCAUGCCAGCCCUCCCCCUUCCCAUGCUCAGAACCAAUAGUCUGUCAAAGGAGCAGCACAUCCACACAGGCAUUCCUGGUCAGGGCAUCAGGGCACUUGGGGAGGAUUAGCUGAAGUGACCUGUCCCCAGGUACAGGAGACACCUAACCCUGUUCUUCAGACUCAAGGGCAUUGACCCACAAGAGGAGGUUUCCUACCUGAGCGGAAGCCGAGCAGCUCUGAGCUCUCUCCAGCCUUCCAGGGCUCAAUAACAAGGGGUGUAAGGGGAUCCCUGUUAAAGGAGAUGUCUGCUCUAUCUAUCCUGUGAGCAUUACAGACUCUGUGUGGGGUGGACACAUGGACAAGUUACUGAAAGCUGAGAAGGUUAAAGGUUUCUUAGGCUUCACAUAGAGAUAGCAGGAAAGAGCUUACACUUCUGUCUCCCAUUACUGGCAGUAACACAGGUUAUACUGUUUUCAGUAUGGUUUCCCAUGUGUGGCUUGUUUUUGCUUUAGUCACAUGACGUCUUUCACCAGCUUGAGGGGGUCUGUACUUUAGAAGUCUUCACCACUGGGAUGGUGAGAAAUAUCUCAGGAGUGACAGACUGUGCAAUCCUUUGAUCUCACUCCAUACAGACAUUUGUAAAGAAUUUUCCUAAUGACUAACUGGUGCCUCUCAAGUCGUGAUUUUUGAUCAUUGUCCCUUGUUACACUGCCUACCACUAAUUGGAAAAGUUUAGAAGAUUGUAUUUUUAACUGCCCUUCAUGGAACUUAGUCCUUUUCCCCUCACAUUAAAAACCCUGGAAGUCUCUUUAUAGGACUAGUUUUCAAGACCAUCUUCAUCGUCUUAGUUCACACCCUUUUUGAACUGGAGAGCCCCAGAUUGGACGAACCAUUUCAGAUGACAACUCACUCAUACCAAACAAAAGGGAUUAUAGCUUCUGACAGUCAGCUGAACAUGCUCAGAGCAUCAUCCAGUAUCUUUGCCUUGUUCGCAGUGAGAGCGCUCAUUAUCCUUCUGGGCACCCAUCAUAACUCCCAAGUCCUUUUUAGCUGGGCUCCUUCCGAACUGGUCAGUUCGCAGCUCGUACUGACACCUCAGGCUAUUUUUCUCCCAGGUGUGAGCUUUCCACUUGUCCACACUGAUCUUCAUAAGAUUUGUGUUGAUUCAGUCUUCAUGUCUCCUAAUGUAUCUGGAAUGAAGCUCUGUCAUUUGUUUUCUGCCUAAUUUAGUGUCAUUCAUGAAUUUGACAAAGUUGAAUUUUGACUCCUUGAAUUCCUUUCAACCAAAUGUGUGUUCUGCAAGGAAAAAGGGAAUCCCCAGGAAGCCACUGAUCUUUUGACUUGUUUUUGAAAAGUUGAUGGGAAAGAGGAAACAAGUGAGACUGACUCAAUAAGGUUGAAGUUAGUAAGGCUAUAAAAAGCUUUGAACAGUUGAAGCUUGUACCAGUGCACUGCUUAUAAACGGAAACAGGCAGUUUCCAGCAGUACAUCUGCCACAGUGGAAUUUGCUAGGACAAGUAUUUACUAUGCAUUUUGACUUAGAAAAAAUAUGCAGAUGAACACAGGACAGUGAUGGCUAUCUACAGCCCCUAAGAUGUCAGAGGUUUGUAACCUGUUUUCCCUCCCUUCCUCUGGCACAGCACUCUGUUCUAGUCAGAGGAGCAGAGGGCUGGAGAGUAGUCCUCAGGGGGAAAGGCUGAGGAUCAGCAGGCCUCAGUAAAAAGUAAAAGAUUCCUUUCCUGCAAAACCUCCUGUCAUACAGGUGCACUGGUGUGUUUCCAGCUCAUGAACUCAACCGCACUGAAUACACACAAGAGGGAGUUUCCCACUAAUCAACAUAUGGCAGCCUGCAGGUUCUUCCACUUUCUCACUUUGUUCUCAUUGUGCCACCCUGCUAAAACACAUCCUCUCGUCCUUUGUCUCUCAGGACUCAGGAGAAGAAAACCCACAUCUGAAAAGCUAGUAGACAGUGGGGCAGCUGCCUCAUCUCCAUCUCAGGAGGGAUCUAUUUUCAGCAUGUCUGAACCCCUGUCCACCAUGGAGAAUAUCAGCAUUGCCUCACAGUGCUGCUGCACAGGACAGUCAGUAUCCAGAGACGGCUUUCUGUCUGCCUCUGCUCCUUUACCUGCUGGUGCUUUGCUUCUAGUCCCAGAAGAGUCCAGACCUGCAGAAAUGGAAGCAGAAUUGACAGAAAAGUAAUGGCAGACAGAAAGCUUUGUGUUUUUAAUCCAUCUCAGUAUUUCAUUGAAUAGGAAAAGCAUCAAAUAAUAUGAAGAGAUAUAUGUGGUACAACUACCACUGAUUAUAUUUGAUAUGGUACUUAGAAGUAUAUUUUCUACAUCAUAUAAUGUAAUUGUACCUUCAGUUACAGUUGGUUAGGAUGUUAUUUAAGCUGAUUUGCAAACAGCCAUGGCUAUUGAGUCACUUUUGCCAGCACGAAGGAUUUCAGCUUUCAGACUUGUCCAGACCUUUCACAUUUAAACUGAAGAGUUGUGACUGUUAACAGGCAGCGUUAGCAAGCAGAUGCAGCUCCGCAGAUCUACUACAAAUGGUGGGAAAUGGUGAAAAUAUGUUCAAAAAACAAAACUAGAAAGCAACCUUUUAAUGGUCACAUGAACAGAGAGAUGCAUUUAUUUCUCACAAUAAUAAAAUUUGAAUUCAGAUAUGCCAUGGUAGCCCUGGAAGGGAAGGUGAGGUCUGGGAAGAUGUCAUGCUAUGUAGGGAAAGCUGUGCAGCUGCAUCAUUGUGACCAUGGAGUUUGACUGCAGUGAUGAAGUUCCCCCUUCUUCCUAAUAACUCUGUGCUUGAUUAAUUCUUGAAUUCAUGGAAUAAUUCUGGAAAUGACUGGGGCAGUAAAUGGAUCUUCUCUACACUAGCAGGGACAGGCGAGGCACAGAUCUAUUCUCUGUAAACAGUGGUGGGACCUAAGAGAAUGGGUUGAGCUGUGUCAGGGGAGGGUCAGGUUGGGUAUUGACAAAAGGCUCUUCACCAGAGAGUGGUUGGGCACUACAACAGGCUCCCAGGGCAGUAGCCAUGGCACCAAGCCUGAUGAAGCACACAAAAUGUUUGGCCAACACUCAGAAAUGGGGUUUGAAUUUGGAGUGAAUCUUUGUGGAGCCAGGAGAUGGACUCGAUCUUCCUUGUGCGUCCCUUCCAACUCAGGAUAUCGUAUCGUUCUAUGAUUCCUUUUGCAUCAUGGCACUUGCACAAGUACCUCCUUGUUGUGGCUCUUCUAGAGUGGUUUCUUUCUUCUGGAGGGGUUUCUAGAACAACUUUGAUAUUUUGUUUGAAUGGCGCUGCAUUGUUUCACGGUGAAUACUGUCAGGUCCCUGCACCCCUGCUAAUCUAAGCUACCAGGAAUUUUUUGUAUUACAGUCAGCUGACAGAGGAGUAAGCAGAUACACUUGGUAUAAUCUAUACAGCCUGCUUUGUGAUGAAGCAGGCUUUAAUGCAAAGUGUAUUUUAUCUGAACUGUGUUUGCAAAGUGUUCUCAGCAUGAGAGCUGCAUCUCCAUAUAUAACAUCUUGGAGAAUUUUGCUAUGUUUCAGUAAACCUUCAGACUUAUGAUUGAUUAAUACCAAUCUCCUUUCAGGUAUGUUCACUCUGAGAUACUACACAAAUCUCACAUACCCAUAGUCACAUUAGGCUAACUUUGAGGUUUAUACUGGUAUCAAAUUAUUAAUAAUGAGCAGUUAAUGUGGACAUAGCUCAAUGCCUGUGAUAGACACAGGAAUCCAAAUUAUAAAUUCACAGUAAGAAUAGUUUCUCCUUCACUGAACAGAAGUCAGCAUAUAUAGUUACACUGUGAUUUUGUAUAUGCCUGUGUAAACGUUCUGCUAAACAAGGACUUCCUCCAGCACCUAAUGCAGGGCUAGUGGGGACAGCAUGCCCUGAAGUUUUUCUGUGCCCCUAACUAUCAGGCAUCAUUCUCAGUCUUCCCUGUAGGAUGAGACUGCCAGCAGUUUUCUAAGUUCUCCUUUGAAGACUUAAGACUUUUUACCCUCAGGUAAGCUCCAAUAACUAUUUUUAUUCUCUAUAUGCAUGGCAUUCAGCUCCUUCCCCUGAUGUGUGCCUAUGAUUGAUUGAGCUCUGGACUCCUGAUGCAGAUUCCCAUUCCCGUCAAUCAGAGAUGUAGUCAUUUACUCCAUGAAGAUUAGAAGUUUUCAGAUUUCUUCAUGAAGGGCUGCCUUCUGUGUCAAUUCACUGUGGGUGGGACCGCCCAAACCUUUCAAGCUCCUAGGUUAACCCUCUAUAAUUCCUCUGCAUGCCAAGUUCCUUUCCCUCCUAAAGAGAUGACCAGACACUACAUACCUAGUCUGGCACAACCCAAGGUCUGCAGUUUUGGAGCAAUCAGAAUAGAUUGGUAGAAAGCCUUUUCCUUGUUGACUCUGGGUAGAGGGGAGAUGCUUCUUCACAUUUCAGUUGAAUAGUUCUACAGCUACCAUUUUAUUUGUAUGUGUCAAGAAACAUGGUAAUUCCUUCUGGUGGUAGGAAAGCUGCCAGAUUUCUAAUUCUGAGUUAAUAAUAAUGAUGCUAGAAGUCUUACUAGUCCCUCUUCUGAAUAGGGCUGUGAACUCCUACCCCUCAACCUUCAGGUUGCCUAUUUCCACGUGGCUGUUAUGGCCCUAUAUGCAGAACAACUUCAGUCCCAGUGAGCCAGAACCACUAUUAAAAUGAGAUCCUAUUGGCUGGUAGUCCUACCGUCUGGACUUUCCUCCAAGGAUCAAUCAGAGACUAGUGUCAAUGAACUGCAUAGCACGGUAUUUGAGAUGAUAAAGGCUGAAUUCCUGAAGGAGAUGGCAGACAGUUUGGUCUCAUUACCAGUCUAUGUAUUCUUGCCUCCUUGGCCAUUAUAUUCACUCUACAGGAAUCUCAUGCUGUUUGUAUAUAGGUCCUGUUUAUUAGGGCAAUAUCAAGGUGCCUGAGGACUUCAAUUGCUUUGUUUUGAUGUCACAGGAGGCCUUUAGAUAUAUCUGAAAGUCCACACAUGACCUGGCUAACUCAAUUAGCAAUAUUUAUUAACAUGUGAGAGAGUCAUUAGAGACUCCAUCCUGUGUCACAAUUACACUGUGAGCAGGACUUGUCAAGGACUCACAGAAGAAGCAGUAAUGCAGGAUAAUUGUUCUCCUACUUAACAUCUCCUCCUCACACCAAUAAAGGCAUUACAUUUGUACUUUACUCAUUCCCUCCUGGAAGGUUUCUCCUUGACAGGACAGGGGAAAGUGUUUGACUUGGCUUCUCUCAAUAAAUUAAGCUCUUCUUUUCAUCGGCUGUGUUUUCCCUUAACUAAGUGAAUGUUAAAAUAAUCCUGUCAUUCCAUCUGCACAGAAACAAGUCCUGCAGAUGACUAGGACUGUAUAAGAAAUAGUAAAAUACUGAAAACUGCAGCAAACUUCACAUAAAGACUAACAAGUUGGAAGUAAAGUUGAAGAGUUAUAGGGAGUCCAUCUUUGUUGACUCACUUGUAGUAAUCAGACAGAAUGCAAACCAAAAUAUUAUCUUCACCAAAGAACAACCUCAUUCCUGUUAUCUUCAGAUCAGAAAAGAUGUGACUACAUCCUUUUGUGUAAGGUAAAACUGUGUAUAGCUUCCUUAGAAGACCCAUAAUUACAUGAAUAAAAAUUCAAUGAGGGGAUAUUGCUUGCAUAUAUUUUAGUACAAAUGUGCAAACAGACAGUCACUCAAAUAUGUGUUUCCUUGUCUUUGAGAAUGGAUGUCUACAUGAAUGUUCAUUUCGCUCUUCAUAUUCAGUUCUACUUCAGUCUCAGAGGAGUCCUGAAGGCUUCCUGAUUCUGCUGUUGCUAAGACUGACUUAACAUAAAGAAUUUUCUGUACUGUGUCUGUAUGUGCACCAAUGAAUACUACAUCAAAAUCCAGGACUGAAUACUGUGUCCAAUAGUGCUGAGGAAGGGAAAAGUCCCCCAGCUGGGGAGGAACAACUACCCAGGAACCAAAACAUGUUGGAGGCCAAUCAACCAUAAAAUGGAAAGCAACUUUUAAAUAAAAGACAUGAGGUUCCUGGUGGACAUCAGGUUGAAUUUGAGCCAGCAACAUGUUCUUUCUAUAAAGAAAGUGAAUGGUAACUUGGUCUCUAUUAGAAGAUGUGCCAUAGCAGGUCACGAGAGGUAAUCCUUCCCCUCUGCUGAGCACUUUUCAGGCCACAUCUGGAAUACUGCAUCUAUUUUCAGGCUCUCCACUACAAGAGACUACACUGAUGUAUUUGAGAGUCCAACAAAGUGUCUUGAAGACGAUUAAAGGACUGGAGCAUCUCUGAUAUGAGGAAAGGCUGAGAGAACUAGACUGUUCAUCUUGGAAAUGAAAAGAUUCAGAAAAGAUCUCAUCAGUGAAUAAAUACAUGAAUGAAGACAGUAGAGAAGACAGAACCAGGCUUUUUUCAGUGGUGGCCAACUGAGGGCAAGAGGAAAUGGGCACAUAGAAAAUGUGGGAGGCUGCAUCUGGUCUUCAGGAAAAACUUUUUGACUCUGAGGCUCAAUCAGCAAUGGAACAGGUUUCCCAGAGAGGUUGUGAAAUCUCCAUCCUUGUGGAUGUUUAACAGCCAUCUAGCCUCUCCUUCAUUUCCUUGCCCUAGUCACAACAUUUUUCUGAGAUUUAGACCUCUCUGAAAAGGCAUUAGUGUUCUAAAACUGCCUUAUAGGGACCUAGGGACACAAUGUUAAAUCCCCAAAGCACUGCUGGGUGAUUGCCAACGCUGAAGAGACAUGCAUUUGCUAACCACUUCCUUUCCAGACUAGGCUUGUCCAUGGCUGACUGCAUGCCUAGAGCUGCCUGGUGAUGGGCUUCUCUCCUCCCUAUUGUAUAGCUAGGUCCACUGCUUGGGAAAUUCAACAGGGAAAAAAAAAAAGCAAACAAGAAGAGCUCUACUGAGAAGACUGCCUUUGUCACUGGCAACUGGAAAUUCAAAGACUUUCAGUCCCCAUAGUCAGACAUCUGGCCUAGGACACUUGGCUGCUGAGAACAGGGCCCCACAGGAAAGCAGCUGCAGCUACUUAGUGCUUCACCUGCAGCUGCCAAGGGAUGCUGCCUGGACAGUGCAGAUGCUGCAGCUUCGCAGGAAGGGGGAGACUGAAGCUCCCUCCUCCACCUGGGGGGAGGAAACCCCCAGCUCUCCCAUCCUGGAGUGGCCUCAUCCAUCUCUGCUCCUCCCAGGCCUUGCUCUUUGUUCAUGGUCUUCUGAACCCUGUGCUUAGAGCUGCCAAGGCCCUCUUGUCCCCUUCUUGGCCAGACCUGUAACCACUGGGAUGCAGGGCACCACGUGGCAUUCAUCAUCCUGAUUUGGAUGGGCUUGAGCUCCAGGUUGAGGCCCAGACACCCAGAAUUUGGGUGCUGCAGUGCCAGAGCCCUCCUCAGCAAAGCUCUUUAUGCACGAGUCAGUGCCUGGUGCUGGCUUUUACAUCCAUUCUCACAAAUCAUUUUUCUUACCUUGUCCCUGUGUUAACUACUGACUUCUGUUAAUGACCAAGAAAAGAACAUGCUGAAAUUUAACAGUUUUUAAAGCAGCUCACAUGACAACUGCCAUUUCCUAUAUUGUUCACUCUUCAGAACUACCAGCAAAUCCCUCUUUCCCAUGCUAUCAGCACUGUACUGGCAUGUUUGCCAGCCCCAGUCCUCUGGUAUACGUAACACUGUGUUUUUUGGACUGCAUGAAUGUGUGCAAGAUAUCUUUGAUGAGAUGUGAGGGAUGUAUCAGGCACAGAGAAUCUGGAAUGUCUAGUUAUUUCUAGAGCUGUGACUGACUAGGGGGAUUUUUCUGUGAAUUGUAGGUAGGGAAAAAGCUGUGGGGGUCAUUUCUAGAUAAGUUAUCUUUCCUUGGGUUAUAGGAAUAGUGAAACCUGGAUAAGAUAAAAGGUUUUCCACAGAAGAAUGGAGCAUCUCUUGCUCACUGGCACUGACCUGAAAAUCAGAAGUCUCAGGAGGUUAUAACCUCUCUUACAGCACUCAUUGGUGCACAAGGUCACAACAACAAAUGUACAUGCCUCCGCGUGUGUGCUUUUUCUGAUAUCUCUGAAGUUGCCUCACAUUGCUCACAGAGGCAUCAGAUUAAAAAUCCAGCUAGAACCCAAUUUCUCAUUUACUGCAACUUUUUCCUGCUGUACUUGUAACACUUGUGUUGUAUGUUCACAUUUUUGCUUUCAGGAUUUUACCAUCACAACUGCUAAUUUCUCUUUCAACAUCCUGUUCUGUCUAUUGUACAGCUGGGGUAGCUGCAGCACACACAUACCAAGCGAUCCACCCUGGGUCAUACAGUGAGUCGGUGGGAAAGCCAGCAAUAGAAUCCAUAAGUCCUGCAUCCAAGUUCUCUAAGUGCCUUGACUAGUCCAGAUUCCCUCCUUAACACCCUUGUCAAAUUGUUUAUAGGAGAUGUAUUCAUAUAGUCGGUAAGACAUCAAAAUUUUCUAAUUAUAUCUAGUCAUGUCAAAUGACAAUUAUGCCCUUAGUUCAGUUUGCCAGACAAUGCUUUACCAAAGAAGGCUUGCCAAAAAUUUUUUGACCGAAGAAAGAGUAGGCAUCUGUAGCAUCUGCAGAUGAGAUCGUAUAAAAUGUCCCUGCAGCAAGACUGCCCUGUCUCCACGGAAAGCUUCAAGCACUGACCAGCUGCCAGGCUGCAAGCCACCCAUCUGGUGUCACAAGAGAGUAUUCUGCUGAGGUAUCUUCAGUGAAGAGCAGCCAUGGCUUCUUCAGAUGCUGAGAUGGCUGUCUUUGGAGAGGCAGCUCCCUACCUCCGAAAGUCAGAGAAGGAAAGAAUCGAGGCCCAGAACAAGCCUUUUGAUGCCAAGUCAUCAGUCUUUGUGGCCCAUCCAAAGGAAUCCUUUGUGAAAGGGACAAUCCAGAGCAGGGAAACAGGGAAGGUCACUGUCAAGACUGAAGGUGGAGAGACUCUGACUGUGAAGGAAGAUCAGGUCUUCUCCAUGAACCCUCCCAAGUACGAUAAAAUUGAGGACAUGGCCAUGAUGACCCACCUCCAUGAACCCGCUGUGCUGUACAACCUCAAAGAGCGUUAUGCAGCCUGGAUGAUCUACACCUACUCGGGCCUCUUCUGUGUCACUGUCAACCCCUACAAGUGGCUGCCGGUGUACAACCCGGAGGUGGUGUUGGCCUACCGAGGCAAAAAGCGCCAGGAGGCCCCUCCACACAUCUUCUCCAUCUCUGACAACGCCUAUCAGUUCAUGCUGACUGACCGUGAGAAUCAGUCGAUCCUGAUCACCGGAGAAUCCGGUGCAGGGAAGACUGUGAACACGAAACGUGUCAUCCAGUACUUUGCAACAAUUGCAGCUAGUGGGGAGAAGAAGAAGGAGGAGCAGUCCGGCAAAAUGCAGGGAACACUUGAGGAUCAAAUCAUCAGUGCCAACCCCCUGCUGGAGGCCUUUGGAAAUGCCAAGACUGUGAGGAAUGACAACUCCUCACGCUUUGGUAAAUUCAUCAGAAUCCAUUUUGGGGCCACAGGCAAACUGGCUUCUGCUGACAUUGAAACAUAUCUGCUGGAAAAGUCCAGGGUUACUUUCCAGCUCAAGGCAGAAAGAAGCUACCACAUCUUUUAUCAGGUCACCUCCAACAAGAAGCCAGAGCUAAUAGAAAUGCUCCUUAUCACCACCAACCCAUAUGACUACCCUUUUGUGAGUCAAGGUGAGAUCACUGUCCCCAGCAUUGAUGACAAAGAGGAGCUUAUGGCUACAGAUAGUGCCAUUGACAUCCUGGGCUUCACUGCUGAUGAAAAGACUGCCAUCUACAAGCUGACAGGGGCUGUCAUGCACUACGGGAAUUUGAAGUUCAAGCAGAAACAGCGAGAGGAGCAGGCAGAGCCAGAUGGCACAGAAGUGGCUGACAAGGCUGCCUACCUGAUGGGCCUGAAUUCAGCUGACAUGCUCAAGGCACUAUGCUACCCUCGAGUCAAAGUUGGGAAUGAAUAUGUGACCAAGGGUCAGACUGUACAACAGGUGCACAAUGCUGUAGGUGCUCUGGCAAAGGCUGUCUAUGAGAGGAUGUUCUUGUGGAUGGUUGUUCGCAUCAACCAGCAGCUGGAUACCAAGCAGCCCAGGCAGUACUUCAUUGGUGUCCUGGACAUCGCUGGCUUUGAGAUCUUUGAUUUCAACAGCUUCGAGCAGCUGUGCAUCAACUUCACCAAUGAGAAACUGCAACAGUUUUUCAACCACCACAUGUUUGUGCUGGAGCAAGAGGAGUACAAAAAGGAAGGCAUUGAAUGGACAUUCAUUGACUUUGGGAUGGACCUGGCUGCCUGCAUUGAGCUCAUUGAGAAGCCCAUGGGCAUCUUCUCCAUCCUGGAAGAGGAGUGCAUGUUCCCCAAGGCAACCGACACCUCUUUCAAGAACAAGCUCUAUGACCAGCAUCUGGGCAAGUCCAGCAACUUCCAGAAGCCCAAGCCUACCAAAGGAAAGGUUGAGGCCCACUUCUCCCUAAUACACUAUGCUGGCACAGUGGACUACAAUAUCACUGGCUGGCUUGAGAAGAACAAGGACCCCCUGAAUGAAACUGUCAUUGGGCUGUACCAGAAAUCUUCACUGAAAACUUUGGCCUUACUGUUUGCCAACUAUGGUGGAGCAGAAGCAGAGGCUAGUGCUGGUGCUGGCAAGAAAGGUGGCAAGAAGAAAGGUUCUUCUUUCCAGACUGUCUCAGCUCUUUUCCGGGAGAACUUAAACAAGCUGAUGACCAAUCUGAGGAGCACCCACCCCCAUUUUGUACGCUGUAUCAUCCCAAAUGAAACAAAAACACCUGGUGCCAUGGAGCAUGAGCUGGUUCUGCACCAACUGAGGUGUAAUGGUGUGCUGGAAGGGAUCAGAAUUUGCAGGAAAGGAUUUCCCAACAGAGUCCUGUAUGCAGAUUUUAAACAGAGAUACAAAGUACUAAAUGCAAGCGCUAUUCCAGAGGGACAGUUCAUUGACAGCAAGAAGGCUUGUGAGAAACUGCUUGGAUCAAUUGAUAUAGACCACACUCAGUAUAAAUUUGGUCACACCAAGGUGUUCUUCAAAGCUGGGCUGGUUGGCCUUUUGGAGGAGAUGAGGGAUGAGAAGCUGGCACAGCUCAUCACUCGCACACAGGCCAGGUGCAGAGGCUUCCUGAUGAGAGUGGAAUACCAGAAAAUGGUGGAGAGGAGAGAGUCUGUCUUCUGCAUCCAGUACAACAUUCGUGCAUUCAUGAAUGUCAAGCACUGGCCCUGGAUGAAGCUGUUCUUUAAGAUCAAGCCGCUGCUGAAGAGCGCAGAGUCUGAGAAGGAGAUGGCCAACAUGAAACAAGAGUUUGAGAAGACCAAGGAAGAGCUUGCAAAGUCUGAGGCAAAGAGGAAGGAGCUGGAGGAGAAAAUGGUGAAGCUGGUGCAGGAGAAAAAUGAUCUGCAGCUCCAAGUGCAGGCUGAAGCUGAUGCAUUGGCUGAUGCUGAGGAAAGAUGUGACCAGCUCAUCAAAACCAAAAUCCAGCUGGAAGCCAAAGUAAAGGAGGUGACAGAACGGGCUGAGGAUGAGGAGGAAAUUAAUGCUGAACUGACAGCCAAGAAGAGAAAACUGGAGGAUGAAUGUUCAGAACUGAAGAAAGACAUAGAUGACCUGGAGUUAACAUUGGCCAAAGUUGAGAAGGAAAAGCAUGCCACUGAAAACAAGGUGAAAAACCUCACAGAGGAGAUGGCAGCCCUGGAUGAGACCAUUGUGAAGCUGACAAAAGAGAAGAAAGCCCUCCAAGAGGCCCAUCAGCAGACACUGGAUGACCUGCAGGCUGAAGAGGACAAAGUCAAUACGCUGACCAAAGCUAAAACCAAGCUGGAACAGCAAGUGGAUGAUCUGGAAGGGUCCCUGGAGCAAGAGAAGAAGCUGCGCAUGGACCUCGAGAGAGCCAAGAGGAAACUUGAAGGAGACCUGAAGUUGGCCCAUGAUAGCAUAAUGGACUUGGAAAAUGAUAAACAGCAGCUGGAUGAGAAACUGAAGAAGAAAGACUUUGAAAUCAGCCAGAUCCAGAGCAAAAUUGAGGAUGAACAACUUCUGGGCAUGCAGUUACAGAAGAAGAUCAAGGAGCUGCAGGCCCGUAUUGAAGAACUGGAGGAGGAAAUUGAGGCAGAGCGAACCUCUCGGGCAAAAGCAGAGAAGCACCGAGCUGACCUCUCCAGGGAGCUGGAGGAGAUCAGUGGGCGCCUGGAGGAAGCAGGAGGGGCUACAGCAGCUCAGAUCGAGAUGAACAAGAAGCGUGAGGCAGAAUUUCAGAAGAUGCGCCGUGACCUCGAAGAGGCCACGCUGCAGCACGAAGCCACGGCUGCUGCCCUGCGGAAGAAGCAUGCGGACAGCACAGCGGAGCUUGGGGAGCAGAUUGACAACCUGCAACGUGUCAAGCAGAAGCUGGAGAAGGAGAAGAGUGAGCUGAAGAUGGAGAUUGAUGACUUGGCCAGCAACAUGGAGUCUGUCUCCAAAGCUAAGGCAAACCUGGAGAAGAUGUGUCGCACUUUGGAAGACCAACUAAGUGAAUUCAAAACGAAAGAUGAGCAGAACCAGCGCAUGAUCAGUGAUCUCAGUGCUCAAAGAGCUCGCCUGCAAACAGAAUCUGGUGAAUACGCACGCCAGGCGGACGAAAAAGAUGGUUUAAUUUCUCAGCUGUCCAGAGGGAAACAGGCCUUCACGCAACAGAUUGAAGAACUAAAGCGGCAACUAGAAGAAGAGAUAAAGGCCAAGAAUGCCCUGGCCCACAGCUUGCAGUCAGCCCGCCAUGACUGUGAUUUGCUCCGGGAACAAUAUGAGGAGGAGCUUGAAGCCAAGGGUGAGCUGCAGCGUGCCCUGUCCAAGGCCAACAGCGAAGUGGCCCAGUGGAGAACCAAAUAUGAGACGGAUGCUAUUCAGCGCACAGAGGAGCUGGAGGAGGCCAAGAAGAAGCUGGCACAGCGCCUGCAGGAUGCCGAGGAACAUGUUGAAGCUGUGAAUGCCAAAUGCGCUUCCCUGGAAAAGACAAAGCAGAGGCUGCAGAAUGAGGUGGAGGACCUGAUGAUUGACGUGGAGCGAGCAAAUGCUGCCUGUGCAGCUCUGGACAAGAAGCAGAAGAACUUUGACAAGAUCCUGGCAGAGUGGAAGCAGAAGUACGAGGAAACGCAGGCUGAGCUGGAGGCCUCCCAGAAGGAGUCUCGCUCCCUCAGCACAGAGCUGUUUAAGAUGAAGAAUGCCUAUGAGGAGUCCCUGGACCACCUGGAAACGCUGAAGCGUGAGAACAAGAACUUGCAGCAGGAGAUUUCUGACCUCACAGAGCAGAUUGCAGAGGGAGGAAAGGCGAUUCAUGAGUUGGAGAAAGUCAAGAAGCAGAUUGAGCAGGAGAAGUCUGAAAUCCAGGCAGCACUGGAGGAAGCUGAGGCCUCCCUGGAGCAUGAAGAGGGGAAGAUCCUGCGCCUCCAACUGGAGCUCAACCAGGUCAAGUCUGAGAUUGACAGGAAGAUAGCAGAGAAAGAUGAGGAAAUUGACCAGCUGAAGAGAAAUCACCUCAGAAUUGUGGAGUCCUUGCAGAGCAGCCUGGAUGCUGAGAUCAGGAGCAGGAAUGAGGCCCUGAGGCUGAAGAAGAAGAUGGAGGGAGACCUGAAUGAAAUGGAGAUCCAGCUGAGCCACGCUAACCGUGUUGCUGCAGAGGCACAAAAGAACCUGAGAAACACACAGGCAGUGUUGAAGGAUACCCAGAUACAUUUGGACGACGCUCUCAGGACACAGGAGGACCUGAAGGAGCAGGUGGCCAUGGUGGAGCGCAGAGCAAACCUGUUGCAGGCUGAGAUUGAGGAGCUACGGGCAGCCCUGGAGCAGACAGAGCGCUCGAGAAAAGUGGCUGAGCAGGAACUGAUGGAUGCAAGUGAGCGUGUGCAGCUCCUCCAUACCCAGAACACCAGCUUGAUCAACACCAAGAAGAAACUAGAAACGGACAUUGCCCAAAUUCAGAGUGAAAUGGAGGAUACCAUCCAGGAAGCCCGCAAUGCUGAAGAGAAGGCCAAGAAGGCCAUCACCGAUGCAGCCAUGAUGGCAGAAGAGCUGAAGAAGGAGCAGGACACCAGUGCCCACCUGGAGAGGAUGAAGAAGAACCUGGACCAGACGGUGAAGGACCUGCAGCACCGCCUGGAUGAGGCAGAGCAGCUGGCCCUGAAGGGAGGCAAGAAGCAAAUUCAGAAGCUGGAGGCCAGGGUGCGGGAGCUGGAAGGGGAGGUUGAUGCUGAGCAGAAGCGCAGCGCUGAAGCCGUGAAGGGUGUGCGCAAGUACGAGAGGAGGGUGAAGGAGCUGACCUACCAGUCUGAGGAAGAUCGCAAGAACAUUCUUAGACUCCAGGAUCUGGUGGACAAACUACAGAUGAAGGUGAAAUCCUACAAGAGACAAUCUGAGGAGGCUGAGGAGCUGUCCAAUGUCAACCUUUCCAAGUUCCGCAAGAUCCAGCACGAGCUGGAGGAGGCUGAGGAGCGGGCUGACAUUGCAGAGUCACAGGUCAACAAGCUCCGAGCAAAGAGCCGGGAAUUCCAUAGGAGGAUUGAAGAGGAAGAGUGAGGAUGUCAUGAAGCAGCAAAGCUGCCUGAGGAGUGCACAAAAUGUGAACCCUCUGUCGCUUUCUUCUGCAAUGUCUUUGUAAUCAUGUCAAUGUCUAGAGAAUAAAAGCCAUAGAUUAAUAUGCAUAAACACUA